Molecule: messenger RNA, 864 nt
Organism: Andrographis paniculata
Lineage: Eukaryota; Viridiplantae; Streptophyta; Magnoliopsida; Lamiales; Acanthaceae
Exons: 3
Coding region: 1-864 (287 amino acids)
Source: RefSeq, a predicted model, not a curated record
AUGUCCAAUUCUGUUUCUACCAUGUUUAAAUAUUCCCCGAGUGAGGUUCCAAUCUUUGAAGGCGAUCAUUACAAUUAUUGGAGUAGUGAAAUGCAAGAUUUCUUCAUUUCACAUGAUCUUUGGGACAUUGUAGCAGAUGGAUUCGAAGAACCACCUGUAGAAGAAAAGAAGGAAAAAAAUGCAUGGGACGUGUUGAAGGAGGAGUUUCAUGGCAAUGACAAAGUUAUCUCUAUUCGCCUUCAAUCACUAUGGAGGGACUUCGACAACUUGGCGAUGAAAGAGAAUGAAAAUGUGAGUAAAUUUUUUACAAGAGUUGUUGACAUUGUCAAUCACAUUGAAAGUCUGGGAGACACCAUCCAAAGCAAGAAGGACUGUUGGUAUCAAAAGAAGGGGCAAACUGAAGCAAAUUUCUUGAAGGAGCAGAAUGCCGAAUCUGAGACAUUAUUUUACACGAGCGUAAAAGAUGAAGAUCAGAAAUCCGACCUAUGGUAUCUGGACAGUGGCUGCAGUAGCCACAUGACAAGCAAUGAAAGCCAAUUUGAGCAACUUGACAGGAGCUGUACUUCACACGCAAAGCUUGGAGAUGGAAAUGUUCAAAGCGCUGAAGGAAAGGGCACGAUUGCACUCUUUACCAAAGGAGGACACAAAAAAUUAAUUCAUGACGUUCUUUAUGUGCCUAAUCUAGUGCAAAACCUCUUGAGUGUGGGGCAGCUUAUACAAAGUGGUUAUUCGGUCAUUUUUUGUGAUGGAAUAGCAAGAAUUUUCACUAAGAAUAAUGACUUGGUGGCUGAAGUUGAGAUGUCUGCCAACAAAGUUUUUCUGUUGCCAAUGCCUUCAAGCAAUCAGUUUGCUUUGAAGAAUUAA